Molecule: messenger RNA, 889 nt
Organism: Phytophthora nicotianae INRA-310
Lineage: Eukaryota; Oomycota; Peronosporomycetes; Peronosporales; Peronosporaceae
Exons: 1
Coding region: 1-738 (245 amino acids)
Source: RefSeq, a predicted model, not a curated record
AUGGCUGCACGAACAAUCGGGGAAGCGGAGGUGUUGGCGUGGAGCUCCAGUAUUCGCCGGGUGUUCAUGCCACCUACAGAGCUGAAGCCAUCGCCAUCCGACACAGACCAGAUCUCGACAUUGCUGCAGCAUGUACAGCACCAAACAGAGAAGAUUGAAGUACUUAUCCUGCAAAACAAGCGGCUAGAAGAGCGACUGUUAGCAGUAGAGAAUCAUAUUCAAGUACUUGUGUCCACCUCGUCUCAGGAUCCGCCAAGCGUACGUGCAUCGUCUUCAGCAGCAGAAGGCCAGUCGACGACAAAGGUUGCUCGAGCUAAGAAGAAAGGGUCGCAAUCCUUGGCUGCGAUAUGGUUCGAGUGGUUUACCGCUGAGCCUCGAGUGUAUGCUUCGCCUGUCGUAAAGAAGACAACGCUCUACGAAUUUAGACAUAUCACAGGCUACAUGAUGCUCUUCUUACCGACGGGCUUUGCCCUGGAUGUAGCCUCUCCAGCUUACAAAGACGAAGUAUUGGCCCUUGGCGAUAAAGCACGCAAAAGUGCGCUCGAGUUCCUGAAGGCGAACGGAUCAUCAGCGAUUGCAGCUGGAACUGCAUUGAAGGCGUUUCGAAAGCUUCAUAAGCAGGGUAAACUGGAUACCCACAUCGCGCAGUUCCAUGAGCUAGUCGAUAGCGGCAGCAUCGUAGACCCAACGCCUCCUUCUGCUCUCCCCACAUUUAUUCGCCUUCGGCCAUCUCAAUAGUCUGUACACUUUGCAUAAUGGCACACAAUAAAGUCAAUAUAAGACGAUGGCUGGAGUUGAACCAACGAGCAGCAGUGCUGCUCCCUUCAUCCGGAAGGCACCGUCACGUGUAAGCGUACAGACGCUGUAGCAUCAGUGAUAGCCACGGCAA